CCGGUUCAUUUCCAGUCCUGUUCGGUUCCAGUCCUGUCCUGUUCGGUCUGGUUCGGCGCAUCCUCCUCCGUUUGAUGAAACCGUCGGUCGGUCUCGGUUCCAUCUGAUCUUCCGACAGCGACGACAUGGCGUCUGCUGCCCGUGAUGUACGUCCCCUGAGGCGGAGCUUCAGCUAUGAGUUCCUCCCACCGUCCAUGUCUGAGCUGAGGGUUGUUCUUCUGGGGAACAACUGGUCUAAAAAGAAUAUAGUGGGAAACCUGAUCCUGGGACAGAAAGUGUUCAACUCUGAGCUCACCUCCUCCAUAAGAAUCAGUAGAACGAUAAAAGAUAAAAAAGUCGCCGUCAUCAUCACCUCGGAUCGUCUGCUUCAUGACAUCUCAAACCAUGAGCUGACGGAGUUCAUAAAAGACUGUUCAGAAGCUUCACAUCCUGGACCUCAUGUGUUCCUGCUAGUUCUACACCCUGAAGAUUUCACUGAGGAACACAAACGGAGAAUAGAAUCAGUCCUGGAAAACUUCAGUGAUCAGUCAUUUAAUCAAACACUGAUUCUGACUUCGCCACCAAGAAAACAGAGUCCAGGACUCGUGGAAAGAUACGGACAAGCACUACAACGAGACAUGAUCAGAAGAUGCAGAUACAGACAUCUACAGCUGGAGAACCUUGACCAACAUGAACUGCUAACACGACUGGGUCAAAUAGCAAAAGAGAACAACGGAGAACAUCUGAGCUACGAAGCUUUUGAGGAAACAUCAUCUUCUUUACCAUCUGAUCAUCACGGCCUGAAACAAAAAAUGUACAUGAUCAGUGAUUCUGUCAAAGCUGCUGGACUGAAUGUGUUCAGACAAACUCCACCCAAGACCCAACCCUCUGUGAGGAACCCCUCGUCUCUCUCAUCUGCCUUCAUGAUUAUGAUGUUUGGGAAAAGUGAAGACAAGAAGACUAAACUUGGUAAUGUCAUCACUGGGAAGCAACAUUUUUCUUCCCGAAAACCUUCUCCGACUAAACAAUGUGUGGCCAUUGAUGGAGAGUGGGGAGGAAAACCUCUAACAGUGGUGAAAACUCCAGACAUCUCCAGUCUGACGGUGGAAUCACUGAGGAACAUGGUGGUCAACUACGCGACACCUGAACCCAGUGUUCUUCUGCUGUUGGUGAAGCCGUCAGAUUUCACUGAGGAGGACAGUCAAACACUGAGGUUCAUCCUGAGUUUGUUUGGUCCAGAUGCCUUCAAACACUCCAUGGUUGUCUUCACACAUGAUCAGAGUGAAAUGAGUUUCUCUGCCAAUGAGCUCCUGAAAGACUGUGGAGGAAGACACUACAACAUGUCUGAAGAAGACCACAGUGUUUUAAUGGAGAAGAUUGAAGAAACUAAAGACAACAGCCUCGUUCCUCUGUCCACAGUCAUCAAACCACCUUUAAACCUGGUUCUGUGUGGGAACAGAAGAUCAGAGAAGACUUCUGCAGCCAGGGCCCUUCUAGGUCUGACUGAGCUCCGUUCAGGUUCUUCACAGUUUGUUAAACGUCAGGUGGAGUUCUGUGGACGUCAGGUUUCUGUGGUGGAGUUGCCUGUCCUGAAUGGAAGACCUCAGGAAGAAGUGAUGAAAGAGUCACUCCAGUCCAUCUCCCUCUGUGAACCUGAGGGCGUCCAUGCCUUCAUCCUGGUCCUACCAGUGGGUCAACUCACCGACGAAGACAAGGCAGAGUUAGAGACCAUCCACAACACAUUCAGCUCUCGAAUCAGGGACUUCACUGUGAUUCUGUUCACUGUGAAGUCAGAUCCUACAGCUCCAGCUGUGGUGAACUUUGUAGAAAUGACUAGUGACAUCCAGGAGCUGUGUCAGAAAUAUGGAGGAACAUCUGUCAUUCUCAACGUCAGAGACAAACAGCAGGUCUGUGAGGUGUUGGACACUGUGGACAGAAUGAGAAUGUCCAAGGACAAACUGUCCUACACAGUAGAAACAUUUGCACAAGUCCAGUCAGAGAAGAUCAUACAACAACAAACACGCAUCAACAAGCAACAGUCUGAAAUUGAAGAUCUGAAAAAGAAACAACCAUUUGUAGCAGCUGAUGAAGAUAAACAGAGUCCAGAUUGUCUGAGGAUUGUGUUGAUUGGAAAAACCGGCAGUGGAAAGAGCUCCUCAGGAAACACCAUCCUGGGAAGAAGAGACUUUAAAGCUGAAUCAAGUCAAACAUCAGUUACCAAACUUUGUCAGAAAGCAGCAGGUCAGGUGGACGGUCGUCCUGUCGCUGUAGUCGACACCCCAGGCCUUUACGAUAACACCCUGACCCGUGAGGAGGUUCAGGAGGAGAUGGUGAAAUGCAUCAGUCUUCUGGCUCCAGGACCACAUGUCUUCCUGUUGACACUUCAGAUUGGUCGACUCACGCCUGAAGAGAAGGACACACUGAAACUCAUCAAAGAAGGAUUUGGAAAGAAUGCAGAAAGAUUCACCAUCAUCCUUUUCACAUGUGGAGAUAAACUGGAACACGAGGAGCGGUCCAUUGAGGAUUACAUCGAAAAAGGAUGUGAUGAUUCAUUCAAGAAGCUGAUCUCUGACUGUGGAGACAGAUACCAUGUGUUCAACAACUUUAACAAGAACAAUCGCACUCAGGUCAGUGAACUGAUCGACAAGAUCGACAACAUGGUGAAAGAAAAUGGAGGCGGCUGCUACACCAACGAGAUGUUGGAAGAGGCAGAAGCAGCGAUAAAGAAGGAGAUGGAGAGACUACUGAAGGAGAAAGAAGAAGAGAUGAAGAAGAAGGAGGAAGAGCUGAAAAGAAACUACGAGGAGAAAAUGGAAGAAAUGAAAAGACGAAUGGAAGAACAAAAAGAAGAAAUAGAAAAGGAGAGAAAACAGAAAGACAGAGAACUCCGAGAAAUGGAGGAAAACAUCAACAAGGAGUGUGAGAAGAGGAGGAAAGAACAGGAAACGAGAGACGAAGAAGACAAAAGAAAGAAACAAGAGGAUGAAGCGAAACGGCAAGAAUGGGAGCAGAAGAUCAGAGCCAUGGAGGAAAAGAUAAGAUCUGAAUCCCAGGAGAAACAGAACAUCAACAUAAAACUGGACAUGAGCAGAAAGGAGGUGGAACAACAACAGGACGCCUGGGAGAAGGAAAGGAAGGACUGGUGGAAGAAACGGCAAGAAGAAGAUGAACAGAGACGACAGGAAGAGCAAACGAAAAUCACAAAACUCAGAGAAAAAUUUGAGCAAGAGAAGGAAAAAUAUGAAACGGAAAGACAGAAAGAAGAUCAAAUGAGACGAGAACAGGAAGAACGAGAGAGAAGAGAAUUAGAGGAAAACUACAAGAAGAAAAUGGAGGACAUGAAGAACAAAUACGAAGACGAGGCAAGAAAACAAGCCGAGGAGUUUAAUGAAUUCAGACAGAAAUACGCCAAAGACCUCGAAGCUCUGAUGGAAAAACAUGACGAAGAACUCAAAGAUCUGAAGAAGAAACACAGGAAAGAAAUCCAAGAGAAACAGGAAGUGCACAGUAAAGACUACAAACUGCUGAAGGAGCUGUCGAAGCACACCGAAAGAGAAUUAAAAACAGAACUGAGACAGAAAGAAAAAGAGCUGAAAACUGAAAGUGGUGAAAAAGCUAAACUACAACAUGACCUGCUGCUCAAAGAAGUGGAAAACCUGAAGCUGAAGCAAGAAAAAGAGCUGAAUGAGCUGAAGGAGAAAUACAAGAGCAGAUGUUCCAUCCUCUGAUGAUCCUUCACACAACUCCUCAUUCAGCCCAUCAGUAUCCAGGCCAUUUGGAGCGCAUCUGCUGACCUUUAACCUUUUAGCAUUGACAGAGCGCAGCCAUUUUCCUGCAGUUCCACAAGGAGGUGGAGUCAUGUGGCUCCUGUGGACUGAGUCCUCCCGGACCCCAUGGCUGAAGGUCUGAAGGAAAAGCCAGUAUGAGACAAUAUGUUUAGUGGACGACUUAAAGACAGCAACACUGACAGAUACAAACAGAAUGAAUUCACUUUCCUCUUGUGUCACAUAUAGGGGCAAGAAAAAAUACGUAAACGCUUUGGAAUUUCAUAGUUUUCUGCAUUAAUGUGUCAUAAAAUGUGUUCUGUUGUUCAUUUAAGUCACAGGUAUUGGACAAAUGUAGUGAUCUUAACCUCCUGAGACCCAGGAAAUGCCAGCAAAGUACCAGCUUUUCUUGUUUUUUAUUAAAUAAGUGCCUAUAUUGGAAACAUCAUGAUGCAACAGUUUUUUCAGAUGCAGUUUUAAAAAAUUUUAUAGAAUGUCCGUUGUGGUGGCCAGUUUUCUUUUUUUUGUAUAAAGUUGUGAAACUCUUGUCCACAAAUGUGGACAGAAAACCCAUAGCUGGGUCUUAGGAGGUUAAAAUAAUAUUUAUUAAUAAAGGAAAAUAUUCUGAUUGUCUAACCUGAAACCUAAAGGGCAUGUCUCCUUGACAAAAUGACACAGAAAUUUUAAUGGAGGAAAGUCUGUGAGGUAGUCCAAACACAGAUGGGCGAUACAUGUCUAAAAAUGCUGUGAUUUAAUUGGCUAAUGAGAUUUUAUUUUAAAGCAGAAAAACUGAACAAAUUCAACACAGAGAUUCCAGAUCUGUGUAAUAGAUGCAGAGAAGAUAAGGGCACUUUGUUCCAUUGUCUGUGGUUCUGUCCAAAAAUAAAGGAAUUUGGGGGAGAAGUUAGAGGUGUGUUACAGGAGAUUUGAUCAGUGAAACUAGUGCUGGAACCCAAGUUUUUUAUACUAGGAUUAUACCCCGAAGAAAUUCAGAUAAAUCGCGAUGAGAAAAUCCUCAUAAACCUGAGAAUAUUACAAGCAAAGAGAGUGAUCGCUCUGUCAUGGAAAGAAAUGGGCAAACUGAGCAAAACGACUCCAAGAGCUGUCUUUAUGUUUACCACUGGAAAAAAAAAAUCACAUACACUUUAAAAGACAUUUUUGGAAAAAGGGUGGGGGUGUUUCAUUAUGUGAAGAAUAAAGAUUUGACUUGAUUUGAUCUGUUGUGGGUAUCUGAGACAUUAUAAUUAUUACUGUACAGGUCCACAGUCAUUUACUGUAUUUUCUGAUAAUACUACUGAUCAUCUGGAAGGACUGUCAUGGAAUCAAGCAUUGAUUUUAAAUGUACCUUUUUGUCUGUUUGAUUGUUUAUAUGAUUCUAUUUUGUAUAUGUAGUGGGUAAAAAUCUCAAUAAAUAUAUUCUCGAAAAAAAAAAAAAAAGACAGAAAUCUCACACAAAUACACACAUACUAUUGUGAU
Sphaeramia orbicularis (orbiculate cardinalfish) is the source of this 5219-nucleotide messenger RNA. RefSeq lists its product as uncharacterized. The record is from RefSeq and is a predicted model, not a curated record. Gene Ontology annotation, molecular function: GTP binding. The transcript is spliced from 6 exons. The coding region runs from base 126 to 3707 and encodes 1193 amino acids. NCBI's taxonomy places the organism in Eukaryota, Metazoa, Chordata, Actinopteri, Kurtiformes, Apogonidae.